This is a messenger RNA of Nicotiana tabacum (common tobacco), 456 nucleotides long. The record is from RefSeq and is a predicted model, not a curated record. NCBI's taxonomy places the organism in Eukaryota, Viridiplantae, Streptophyta, Magnoliopsida, Solanales, Solanaceae.
GAUUAAGAAGUUGAUAGACAUGGAGGCGCUUGGCCUUUCUCGAUUAGCUGUGAUUGUGCUGGAUAUGAAAGCUGAUGCGAAGGGCUAUUCACUGUUGACACUGCCUCAAGUCAGAGAUGAGUUCUGGGACUUGUAUAGGAACUACUUUCACCAACGAGUACUGGAAGGUGCACUGCGGAUAUGUCUUUAUGGUGAAAUACCAGCUAAUAUUAAGAGAAAGAAGAGCAUCGAGGAUGAGUAGCUUGUUCAUGACUGAUACAAGGAUUCCAUACUGUCAUCAGCCAGCCCGUUUUAACAUUUUUGUAUCACAAAUUUUGUGGCAGAGGAUAAUACGAUGGGAAGUUCAUUUUUUCUACUGUGCACCCUGCCUCUUCUUUUCCCCUAUCCCUGUUUAAAAGAGAGGUUAAGAAAAUAUGAAAAUCUAAAGAACAUAAAGGAACAUGGUUAGAAUGGAAA